GUCAGGGGGCUGGGCCGGCCUCCCAGUGUGUCUGCGGCCGCCGGCCUCUCUUCCGGAACUGGAGGCGACCCCGGCCCGAAGCCCCCCAUCAUCAGCCUCUCGUCCCUGACCGGGGCAUGAGGCGGUGACGGAGCCCGGGGGCGCCGCGCGGGGCCUGAGGAGGAGGAGUGCAGGGAGGAGUCUGUCUGAGUCAGUAUGUGUGCGUCGGUCAAGUACAACAUCCGGGGUCCUGCCCUUAUCCCAAGAAUGAAGACUAAGCACCGUCUCUACUAUAUCACGCUCUUCUCAGUUGUUUUACUAGGCCUCAUUGCCACUGGCGUGUUCCAGUUUUGGCCCCAUUCCAUCGAGUCUUCAAGUGACUGGACAGUGGAGAAGCGCAGUGUCCACGAUGUGCCAGUGGUCAAACUGCCCGCUGACAGCCCCAUCCCAGAGCGGGGAGACCUCAGCUGCCGAAUGCAUACCUGCUUUGAUGUCUACCGCUGUGGUUUCAACCCGAAGAACAAAAUCAAGGUGUAUAUCUACUCACUGAAAAAGUAUGUCGAUGACUUUGGGGUACCAGUCAGCAACACCAUUUCCCGGGAGUACAAUGAGCUGCUCACAGCCAUUUCAGACAGUGAUUUCUACACAGAUGACAUCAACCGGGCCUGCCUCUUUGUGCCAUCUAUAGACGUGCUCAACCAGAAGACGCUGCGCAUUAAGGAGACGGCACAGGCAUUAGCCCAACUUGCCAGGUGGGAUCGAGGCACAAAUCAGCUAUUGUUCAAUAUGUUACCUGGGGAACCUCCAGAUUAUAAUACGGCCCUGGAUGUUCCCAGAGACAGGGCUCUUCUGGCUGGCGGUGGCUUCUCCACAUGGACCUAUCGCCAAGGCUAUGAUGUCAGCAUUCCUGUCUAUAGCUCCCUGUCAGCUGAGGUGGAUCUACCAGAGAGAGGACCAGGCCCCAGGAGGUAUUUUCUUCUGUCAUCGCAGAUGGCUCUUCAUCCUGAAUACCGCUCAGACCUGGAGGCCCUCCAAGCCAAGCAUGGGGAGUCGGUGCUAGUCCUGGAGAAGUGUACCAAUCUCUCCGAGGGCGUCCUUUCCACACGCAAACGAUGCCACAAGGACCAGGUCUUUGAUUACCCGCAAAUCCUGCAGGAGGCUUCUUUCUGCGCGGUCCUUCGUGGAGCCCGGCUGGGCCAGGCGGCUCUGAGUGAUGUUCUUCAGGCUGGCUGUGUCCCAGUCAUCGUCGCCGAUUCCUACAUCCUGCCCUUUUCGGAGGUUCUGGACUGGAAGAGGGCAUCUGUGGUUAUACCUGAGGAGAAAAUGCGAGAGAUGUACAGUGUGCUGCGGAGCAUCCCCCAGAGGCAGAUUGAGGAAAUGCAAAGACAGGCAAGAUGGUUCUGGGAAGCCUACUUCCAGUCAAUGAAAUCUAUUGCCAUGGCCACCCUUCAGAUCAUCAAUGACCGCAUCUACCCCUAUGCUGCCAUCUCUUAUGAAGAGUGGAAUGAUCCUCCCGCUGUUAAAUGGAGCAGUGUGAGCAAUCCUUUGUUCCUUCCACUGAUCCCGCCACAGUCCCAGGGUUUCACUGCCAUUGUCCUCACCUAUGAUCGUGUGGAGAGCCUCUUCAGAGUCAUCACGGAGGUAUCUAAGGUGCCCAGCCUCUCAAAGCUGUUAGUUGUCUGGAACAAUCAGAAUAAAAACCCUCCAGAAGAUUCUCUUUGGCCCAAGAUCCGCGUUCCUUUGAAAGUCGUGAGAACAGCUGAAAACAAACUGAGUAAUCGUUUUUACCCGUAUGAUGAAAUCGAAACAGAAGCAGUGCUUGCUAUUGAUGAUGACAUCAUCAUGCUGACUGCUGAUGAGCUGCAGUUUGGUUAUGAGGUUUGGCGUGAGUUUCCUGACAGACUGGUGGGAUACCCAGGCCGCCUGCACCUCUGGGACCAUGAGAUGAGCAAGUGGAAGUAUGAGUCGGAGUGGACCAAUGAAGUAUCCAUGGUACUCACGGGAGUAGCUUUUUACCACAAGUAUUUUAAUUACCUGUACACUUACAAAAUGCCUGGAGACAUCAAGAACUGGGUGGACGCCCACAUGAACUGCGAGGACAUCGCCAUGAAUUUCUUGGUGGCCAAUGUUACAGGCAAAGCUGUCAUUAAGGUGACUCCACGUAAAAAGUUCAAAUGUCCUGAAUGCACAGCCAUCGAUGGGCUCUCCCUGGACCAGACACAUAUGGUGGAAAGGGACUUUGUGAUCCAGCAACAUUGGCUUUCUAACCAUCCUGCAUACAUGACAUCUCAUGUCCUGACUGCCUGGAGUGCCCUCUCUCCUCGUCACCUCCUCAUUUCCCUGACUUCCCUCCAGACUCAGCUUCAACCCCACCUUCUACAGGAGGCUUUUUCUGGUCCUGUCACCCCUCUCCCACUGCCAGGGCCUUCCCCUGAAAUGACCUUCUACCUGCUGUAUCUGAAUGCAUCAACAAAUUUGCCUCUGUCUUUGGGACCAUGCCCCUCAAAGUGGUAGAGCACCGAGCUGACCCAGUCCUCUAUAAAGACGACUUCCCGGAAAAGCUGAAGAGCUUCCCCAACAUUGGCAGCUUGUGAAAGAUGUGACUGCCAGAGGACCACGUGUUGAAAAGAAGCAGGGGACUCAGUGCUCCGGGGGCCAGGGUACCUGGGCAAGGGCUCUCGAGGGGGGCUUUGACCUCCCAAAUAUGGGAGUAUAGUAAUCACCUUUCCUCUCUUCCCCCAGAAGGUAGGCAUUAUGGGCUCUGGUGAACCCAUUGAACAAUGCAGAAUGGAAGGCUGGGUCCAUAGCGUCUAUAUUUCCUGCAGACUGAAAUUCCAAGACCUCUGACUUGUUGUGACUGCCUGUCUAUUCUGGCCUUAGCACAUUUGAGACAUUGCCUGCCUACAGUUCUUAGCCUAAGGAAAUCAUGAAAAAAAAAGCAUCCCCAUCUCACUUUUACUUUUUCCAAAUCAGUAGGCUCUUUGGGGAAAAGAAAAACCUGACUUGGGUUCACAUACCAAACAGCAGAUCAUGAUUUAUAGAUGAUGCAUUGGCUGCAACCUAGAGUUGUGGGACUUGGUUCAAGAGGAGCAGCUUGAGGUCCCUUGCGUACCAUGUACCAUUGUUCCUUGGUCUGGCUUUUUAAUAUAAUUAAAUUUUAUUUUUUACCUUUU
This is a messenger RNA of Trichosurus vulpecula (common brushtail), 3152 nucleotides long. RefSeq names its product exostosin glycosyltransferase 2 (gene EXT2). The record is from RefSeq and is a predicted model, not a curated record. NCBI's taxonomy places the organism in Eukaryota, Metazoa, Chordata, Mammalia, Diprotodontia, Phalangeridae. Gene Ontology annotation, cellular component: membrane. Gene Ontology annotation, molecular function: glycosyltransferase activity. The transcript has 15 exons. The coding region runs from base 196 to 2493 and encodes 765 amino acids.